Drosophila montana is the source of this 709-nucleotide messenger RNA. It is a transcript of the gene Npc2e, whose product is annotated as Niemann-Pick type C-2e. Gene Ontology annotation, molecular function: sterol binding. Bases 83 to 646 code for a protein of 187 amino acids. Gene Ontology annotation, biological process: sterol transport. The record is from RefSeq and is a predicted model, not a curated record. The transcript has 3 exons. NCBI's taxonomy places the organism in Eukaryota, Metazoa, Arthropoda, Insecta, Diptera, Drosophilidae.
CCCCCAUUGAGGCAAUAGUUUCAUUCACUGUAUUUAACUGCUGGCGAUAUUGUCUUGUUGCAGAAGUUUCAAUUUUAUCAAAAUGUUUCGAGUUGUUUUGCUAACGCUAGCGUAUCUGUGCGUUUUUUGUGGCGCUACCACUGUCAAGGAAUGUAAAAAUAAACCGUUUCCACUAAGCGUUGCUGUCCAAGACUGCGAAGAGCCGCCGUGCGUGGUCUAUAAGGGACAAUUCGCUAUAAUGGAUGUUCAGUUUUUAGGCGAUAAGAACAAUAUUGCGCGUAUCACAACAAAAGUCACCGCGAAAGUUUUUGGCAUGAAUUUGCCUUAUGACCUGCCCGAGGAGGUAUCAAAUGUGUGCAUCAAUCUGUUGUAUGGCGCCAUCUGCCCCAUUGACAAGGACGAGGAUGUUACGUAUAGAUUUAAUUUUUACGUGGAGCCCGCGUUCCCCGAAAUUACCGCCGAUGUUACCGUCACACUGAACGAUGCCAAUGACAAUCCAAUCUCCUGCUUUGUGGUCACUUGUAAAAUCCGCAAAGGUCCCUCAUCGCGGCACGAGGAGCUGCUUUUGGAUUCGCCCGAGCCCAAUACCAUAUCGAAGGCAAACGUUUUAAAUGUAGCUGUACCCGACACGACACUUCUAGACUAACUGAUUUAGCAAUUGGUCGCCUGUCAUAUUUUUGACUAAUAAACUUCGAAUUCUCAACUGAUA